Molecule: messenger RNA, 2561 nt
Organism: Gymnodraco acuticeps
Lineage: Eukaryota; Metazoa; Chordata; Actinopteri; Perciformes; Bathydraconidae
Gene: nadkb
Product: NAD kinase b
Exons: 12
Coding region: 225-1685 (486 amino acids)
Biological process (GO): NADP+ biosynthetic process; NAD+ metabolic process
Molecular function (GO): NAD+ kinase activity
Source: RefSeq, a predicted model, not a curated record
GACGACUCUCCUGAACCGCUCUAGAAACAUCUCUGCACCCCUCGGGUUUUACCAUACAGUCUAUGGGUUUUACACAUAGACUGGUUUUACACUGGGUUUUUAGCCUUUAAACCUUGACGACAAUGUCUGUCUUUAAAGACACGUGUUUAUAGCGUCUAAACACACUCGAUGAAGUAGAAGCAAUAUAAGCAUGUUUUCUUCUUUCUGACAAACUUCCCUGAAGCAUGGAGAGCUCAGAGUCUGGCCCAUCAUCGGGGCCCCUUGCAGCGCCGGACAGAGGCACGGAGCAACCCUCAGCAUCCCAUAAUCAGCCCUCCAAGCACCGGGAGCACCCGCCCAAGUCACCAAGGAGACGGCAUAAGGGGACGAGGUCGCAGCAAUGGGGGGUCGGUCAUGAACAGCUGCUGUGGGAGAGUGAGCGGCUGAGGUUGCCGGGCCAACAGGAGCACCUGGAGCCCUCUGGCUCGGCGAGCGACACAGCGGAAAGCUCUCCUAAGAGGAGAGCCCACUUUCUACAUGGACCGUAUCCAGCCACUCACUUCGGACCCAAAGCCUGUAUUCUUCCCAACCCAACUUCAGUCAUGCACAUCCAGGACCCGGCCAGCCAGCGGCUCACCUGGAACAAACCUCCUGUCAACGUUCUUGUCAUCAGGAAAAUCAGAGAUGAGAGCCUCGUCGAGCCUUUCAAAGAGCUCUGCAGGUUUCUAGUGGAGGAGAAACAGAUGAUGGUGUACGUGGAGCGCAGAGUAGCAGACGACGCUACGCUGUCGAAGGACGAGGCGUUCGGAUCCAUCCGCAACCAGCUCUGCACCUUCAGAGAGGGUUACGAUGAUAUCUCUGACUGCAUCGACCUGAUCAUCUGCCUGGGUGGAGACGGGACUCUGCUCUACGCCUCCUCUCUCUUCCAGGGCAGCGUGCCUCCGGUCAUGGCGUUCCACCUCGGCUCUCUGGGUUUCCUGACGCCCUUCAAAUUCGAGUCGUACAAGACGGAAGUGGCCAAAGUGUUUGAAGGCAAUGCAGCCAUCACUCUGCGCAGCCGUCUGAAGGUGAAGGUGGUGAAGGACAUGCUCCAGAGGACGGGCCAGCAGCCGAGCAGCAGAGAGACGCAGCAGCAGGAACACAACGGACUGUUCCCUCACACACACACCAACAGCGAGGCCGGAAAGGUCACCCUGCAGCUCCAGGUGUUGAAUGAGGUGGUGGUGGACCGAGGCCCCUCCUCCUACCUCUCCAAUGUGGACUUGUACCUGGACGGUCGCCUCAUCACCUCGGUGCAGGGAGACGGUGUGAUCGUGUCCACGCCCACCGGCAGCACAGCCUAUGCAGCCGCAGCCGGAGCCUCCAUGAUCCACCCCAACGUCCCCGCCAUCAUGGUGACCCCCAUCUGCCCCCACUCGCUCUCCUUCAGGCCCAUCGUGGUGCCCGCGGGGGUCGAGCUCAUGAUCACCUUGUCUCCCGAUGCGAGGAACACGGCCUGGGUGUCGUUUGACGGCAGGAAGCGCCAGGAGAUCCAGCACGGAGACUGCAUCAAGAUCACUACGUCAUGUUACCCCGUGCCCUCGAUCUGCUGCCACGACCUGGUGUACGACUGGUUCGAGAGCCUCGCUCAGUGUCUGCACUGGAACGUCCGCAAGAGGCAGGAGCGCCUGGCCGACGUCUCCGACUCCUCCGACACAGAAAACUGAAGGGUUGAGUUAUUCUCUGUCACAUGUUUAAGUCUGCGCUCUCCAACACCACACAGGACCUUUAAGUUAGAGCAAGUGUGUCUAAAUACCAAAUCAGUGUUGAACAGUCCUUUGAAUAGCAUGUGUGUAUUCAGUAUUUUAUACAUUUGAGAAAGCAUCUCAUGACGUUCCAGUACAAACACCAUCUGUAAUUGCAUCUGCAGCUUACUGGAAGAAAGCAUGUUACUUACAUAGAAAUGGGAAAGCAAUACAAUCACUAAAAAGGUUGCAAUAUAUUUACAUCAUUAUUUGAUUAUUCAGUGUUUUGGACAUGGAGCAUUUCAUAUUGAAUGUAAUGGUUAGUUUCGAAGAUCCAGGCUUUACUGGCAUACGCUUGGGGGAUUAUGGGUAAAAAACAGCGAUAGAUUGAGAAAAAUGACUGCAAAUGUAAAUGUGUACAUACAAGAUUCAAGGAUACGUGUAUUUAAAGCCUUAUUUAUUUGAUAUUUAUAUAGAUGGGUGCUUGAAAACACUAAUCCUUCAUUUCUAUUACUGAGUCAGCCGAAGACUACAAUCACAUUUUACAAUUCAAAGACGACUUCCUGUUCAUUCUAACAGCAGCUUUUUACGUUUAAAUAAAUAUGUUGCUCUCUCAUCUUCUCUGCCCAAGUUCUACAGGUUAGAUUGCAUGUUGUAGAAGAAUACGAACUAAAAUGAGGUGAAGAAACUUCUGCCAGUCAUGUUUUCAUUUUCAUGAAGCUGUUACUGAAGGGGAAAUAAAGUUUAAACUCGUUUUGUUCUGUCGGCUCUUUGUGUACACCUGUACUAAAACUGCUCUAAUUCUUAUUAUUAGACAACGUGAAAAUAAAAUGAAGUACUAAAUGGUUCAAAAUAAAA